GUAAACAUACUCUAUACAUAUACAUGCGAUGACUAAUUGUCAUAGACUAUCGGAAAAUACAAGAAACAUUAACUCGCUACGAUCGGAGCUACGAUGUUCGAGUUAUCGAUCGUGAAGUCAACAGUACCGUGCAACGUAAUCAAAAAUAUUUACAGAAGAGGGCGCUGAUCGCUACGAUGGCGGAAAUAAUGUGCUCUAGGGUGCAACAUUCUAUACAUUUGCAUUUGCGUUUCAGCUGUUGAGUCGUACGUUUGUGCGGCUCCGCGAAUUGUUGUACAAGCGAAUUUUAUACGUCUUUUGCUGCCAAAACAGCGUUUCAAUUUAGAAAUGACAGGGUUUACUGAAAGUGCACUUGUGAAACGAUUAAUGGACUUAAAUCCCUCACAACAGAGCAUUCAGACACUCUCCCUUUGGUUAAUUCAUCAUAGAAAACAUCAUCCAACCAUCGUGAAAGUCUGGUUCAAAGAAAUGUGCAAAGUGAAAGAUAAUCGUAAGCUGAUGUUCAUGUAUUUGGCAAAUGAUGUUAUUCAAAACAGUAAAAAAAAAGGACCAGAGUUUGGGAAAGAAUUUGAAACAGUUUUACCAAAAGCUUUUGAACAUAUGAAAGGAUUUGACGAAAAAACAAGGGAAAGGUUAAAUAGGCUGCUCCAAAUUUGGGAAGAGAGAGGAGUUUAUGAUAAAUUACAAAUUGCCGAAUUUAAGGCUGCCUUUACAGACAUUUCAAAAGAUUCAGGGGCACAACCUCCAAAAAAGAAAUUUAAGAGUGACAUAGAGAAAGUAAAGAAAGAUAAAAAGGAGAGAAAGAAAUCAGAGACUGAGGUCGAAGUGGAUGGAACCAAAGAGCUACAUGUAACAUUAAGUCCUCGAACUCCUGCUGGAGAUCCACCAGAGACGGAAGAACUCAUCAAAGCUUUAAUGGAUUUGGAAAAUACAGCAUCCUCAGAUGCUGGUGUUAGAGAACGUAUUGCCUCCUUACCACCAGAAGUUUCUGAAGUUUCUCUUCUGGCAAAUUUAGCUGAUAGGGCAGCUGCAGAUCAAUUAAGUGUUGCAGUAAAUGAAGCUGCUGCACUGCUAGCAGAUUAUAAUGGACGAUUACAAGCUGAAAUGGAAGAUAGGAGAAGAUUGUUAACUAUGCUUAGAGAUUAUACUUUAGCGCAAAGACAAUUGCUUCAACAGGCACAAACAACUUUAGAGGACUAUAAAGAAAAACUUAAAAAAGUAUGUGCUGUUCGAUCCGAGGUGAAAUCACACAUUUCCAAUUUGCCUGAUUUGACACAAUUACCUGAUGUUACGGGCGGAUUAGCACCUCUUCCAUCAGCUGGUGAUUUGUUUUCUAUGCACUAGCACGUGAAUUUAGAAAGCACGAUCGCUAAAUUAUUUUUGAGUUCCACACAUAAAUGAAUGCAACCAUGCUAUGUUAGCUUGGUUUUUGUGAUGAAGUAUAAUCUUAUACUAUAACUUUCUACUUUCGAAAUACAAGAUUGUAAGGUACUGACAGAACAUAAAAUCAUUUUGCAAAAUACUUUAGAGAUGUGAAUAAGGAAACGAACCAAGUAAUUGUAUGAUAUUUCAGAAUUUGUAAAACUACAGCGCCAGUAAUUUUCAGUGUUAUAUUUCAAUUUUUUCUUGUUCUUUUUAA
Molecule: messenger RNA, 1639 nt
Organism: Frieseomelitta varia
Lineage: Eukaryota; Metazoa; Arthropoda; Insecta; Hymenoptera; Apidae
Product: regulation of nuclear pre-mRNA domain-containing protein 1B
Exons: 5
Coding region: 328-1344 (338 amino acids)
Biological process (GO): mRNA 3'-end processing
Cellular component (GO): RNA polymerase II, holoenzyme
Molecular function (GO): RNA polymerase II complex binding
Source: RefSeq, a predicted model, not a curated record